Messenger RNA from Babesia ovata, 3357 nucleotides. RefSeq names its product ubiquitin activating enzyme E1. NCBI's taxonomy places the organism in Eukaryota, Apicomplexa, Aconoidasida, Piroplasmida, Babesiidae. Gene Ontology annotation, cellular component: cytoplasm; cytosol. Gene Ontology annotation, molecular function: ubiquitin-like modifier activating enzyme activity; nucleotidyltransferase activity. The transcript has 2 exons. Bases 1 to 3357 code for a protein of 1118 amino acids. Gene Ontology annotation, biological process: protein modification process. The record is from RefSeq and is a predicted model, not a curated record.
AUGGUUCUGUUUCUGCCCGUCGGAAGGCGUGCAGAGAACGUAACAGCACUGCCAACGUUGUUAUCUCUGACUUUGAGGUUAUGGGUUGCAACAGCCGUUAUUUCGGCGGUCCAUGCAGGUAAAUGGAACAGAAGACCGUUUGAAAAACGUUUGUCAGCCGAUUUCAGCUGGGGAAGGUUGUGUAGUAUCAAUAAUCGCAAUUGCAGAGAUGUACCGGCAGCUCAGGGGUGUUCACCGCGUCAAGUGGAACAAACAAAACAAAAUGACGCCUACGAUAGCAAGUUCUCCAGAGUAUCCAUGGUUGUCAGCGACGAAGGUGUGGAAUCACUUCGUCAAUCAAGGGUACUGCUGGUCGGAGCCUCCAAAGUUUCUUCGGAGAUCAUUACACACCUUCUCAGGUCAGGUGUAGGUACGGUAGAGAUUUGGGACCCCGAUGUCGGUCGUGCUAAAGAUGUGGUAUCACAAGCUUUGCUCCUACAACCGGAUGCAAAUUUGAAGUUAUUGGAGGCGGAACCCGAGUAUGAAAAAUUGUGUCACCAUGCUGUGAUUUUUGUAGACCAGCCCAUACACAAGGCAAUAGAAGUCAAUGCCGUCACAAGGAACAAGACGAAGUUCAUAUACGUCACUUCAAUAGGUGUGUAUGGUCUCGUGCUGUCCGAUUUUGGUGAUCAGCACCGGGUUCAGGCAACCUCUGACAUGCAGAAUGCAGAACAUCAAGCCAGCUUGUCAGCCGACGGCGAAAACGCUGCCAUAGAAGUAUCGGCCGAUGACGGUAUAUUGCAAUAUGUACCAGGUGAUAUUAUCCGCAUAUCCAUGCCAAAGUAUCUUAUGCCUGACAAUGAAGGCAACGCGAUCGACACGGGCAGACUCAUUAUGGAUGCCGAAGUACUUAAGGUAGAACCGAUCAGCGAACAAUCUGUGAAAUUGGUCAUCAAUACCGAUACUAGGGACUGGCCUAAAGGUGUGUUUUACGUUCGAAAGGUGGAUGCGCCAACCAACUUUCGAUUCGUAUCAUUGGGAGACUUGGUGAAGGGAUUGUUCGGAGGGAAACCCAGAUUAUGGGAAUCAUUGUUGCAUUUAUUUCGCCGAAACAGUAUAAAUCCUGGGAGACUUGUUAUAGCUCCGUCUGAAGAAAACGCAUUUAAUGAGAAGGUCAUCACAGUCGCAGCGGCUCUUAUGGCGUCACAGGGUGGACAGACGCAGCCAAUGGGUAACACCGAAAAGGUGGAAAAUGACACGUUGCUCGCGAAAUGCUGCAGGCGGCUUUACCCCAAUGUGGACAAGCUCGUGAUUAAAACGUUUUCAACACUUAGGCAUGUGGACGCACCAGCUAUCGUCACGCUAAUGGGGUCGCUAGCCGCGCAGGAAGCAAUUAAGGGAUUAACUUCCAUGUUUACACCCGCAGAAAUCAUAAUGGUGGACAGAAGCGAUAUAUUCCCCAACAAUGGUGUGGGUAUAUCUAUGGGGGAUGCGCAGGCGCACAUUCAACUACCUAGUAGGUGCGGAUAUCUACUCGUAGGGGCAGGGGCACUUGGAUGCGAAUAUCUUAAACUUAUAGCCCGUAUGGGUGUGGAAUAUGUCACUGUGCUGGACGACGAUGUGGUGGAUGUCUCCAAUCUGACACGUCAAAACCUUUUCACAAUGGAGGAUGUCGGAAGCAGCAAGGCUGUGGCAGCUGUGAAGAAUCUGCAAAGGAUGACAAAUCGCCGUCUUCAAAGCUACACGCCACGGAACGUCGCAUUCACAGAGAAUUUCCGACUUACAACGAAAGCUCCCGUCAAACACACAGUAUUGUUAUCGGCAGUGGAUAAUAUACAUGCCAGGAUGCUUAUGGACAACUAUGCCGUAGAGAAUUCACACGUUUUUGUAGAGGCUGGAAUACAUGGCAUGCAAUGUAGCACUUUCAUAUCUGUACCGUAUUUUACGGAAACGUAUGGGUCAACCGUAGGAUCGGAAGCCUUCUUAGACGCCAGUGCCAGCUGCUCCGUUAAAGGAGUGCCCCGGACCAUAGUAGAUGCCGUUUUCUACGCUAUAGAGCUGUAUUCGUGGGUUUUUAACGAGCAGCAUGAUAUAUUUCACAAAUUCUACACCAACCCCCUAGGUACCAUCAGAUCUGCCUUGCAGUUGGGUGAUAAGCACUUCGUUAACGUCAUCGAGUCGAUAUUGAGCAAUUCCCAACUUCUAUCAUCAAGCUUGACCCCUCAUGAAUGGGCUGCAAAAGCAUAUGCGGCACAUUUCAAGGUGGACCUCCCCCUAAAGAAGAUGUUAAUAGACGCCAUGGCCGGAGUUAAAAAGCGUUCCAUGCAUUCUGUGACAACAACCCCGCACGAACGUCUUGAUUACACAAAUACGCUUAUGCAAGACGCGGUAAACAUCAUUGAGUCUCACUUAAGGUCAAUUAAAAGACCGUUAAAGGACCAAGAUUUUAUCACGUGCGUUGAUGCUGUAAAAAGGCUUUUUAGUGAUCCCGGCGUGAAGAAAUUGUUGCGCCAGGAAGUAAAAAUGGAUUUGCAGCCAUUAUCAUUUGACGAAAAUGAUGCAAAUGAUCGCAAUUGCCUCUUUGCAGCUAGCAAUAUGCGAGCCUACAAUUUUGGCAUUGGCCAAAAGGAUAUGUCCACUAUUAUAAAAAUUGCAAAGCGCAUUGUUCCUGCUAUCUCCACAACUGUUGGUAUAGCUGCAUCUAUGGCUAUUCUGGAAAUAUAUAAGGCUUUACCGUUAAUGGAGGUCGCCUCAGAAACCAAUGCAGAAAUUCCGUGGGGCAAGUGGAGCAAACAUACUACCGAAAACAACGUCGCAUAUGCAAAGUCAAAUGGACACCAGUGGUUUCUUCUGGAUAGUAAUGGGCCCACUCAUUCGGCCUCAUCCAAAAUAGUAGCAUCUCUGAGGUUAGUUGAUUACCAACGAAACCAGGAUCUGCAACACGGACUCCGUAAUAAUUUCUUCAAUCUCAGCAUAAUGAAGUACAUUUCAAACCAUGCAAACCCUCCCGACUUAUACGAAAUCAGCAGUGCAAAGGCGCUGCUUAAGGGUUCCGUGUUUUCUGCGUGGGACUACAUCACCAUUCAAGACGUCAUCGUCAAACCGACUGCAACGGACGCUACGCAACCGCCAAUUGAGGCGGAAGAUGAUCGUAAAUUAAAACUUGGUGAUUUGGCCUAUCUCCUUGGGAAAUUGUUCGACGCGGAAUCGGAUGCGUUUUAUGCGUUCGGCACUGUCGUUACUUUGUCAGAGCGAAACACGCGUCAAUCGGUUAGGGGCACAUUUCAUGUUCGUGACACAGUUGUGUUACGAGUUGUAGCCCGAGACAAUCAAACCUUGCAACCCACAGACCUCCCGCAUAUAAUAUAUAGACUUUGA